AUGAUAUCCAGUAUGGUUAAGAGGGCUGUGGGGAAGCUGGAAAAGAGGCCAGCAGAGGCGCCGAAAACUUCCAUGGAGACGGUCUUGACCUUAGCAGAAGCCAUAAGGUUCGGUUGUGUAGAUACAUUAGGCAAAUGGCAUCUCUUGGACUUGCCUAGAGCAAUCAUUUAUACUAUCAUGGACAAGGGUAAGAAAACAGUUGCAAUCGAAUGUGGAGAAAGAGACGAUUGUAAACAACUGAAAGACCCCGAAUUAGAGGAAUUGUAUGAGCUCAAACAGUGCUUGAUACGAACCAUGCUUUUCAGCAAAAAACGCUUUCAUGCCUUUCUGUUUGCUGCUGAAUACGUCAUGGACGAUGUUAUCCUAAGGAAGAGAAGAGCUCGGAUUCUAAAGCCUGCUUUCACAUUGAUACGUGAUCAAAAAUUAAAAUGUUUGUUUGUGUUCAUCCGGGGAACUCGUAGCAUAAAAGACACUCUGACAGAUGCAAUCGGCGCUCCCGUUUCCUUCAAACAUUUCGUUUGCAGUGAUGGUGAGCUGAAGAUGAGCAACGUGGUUUCAGGACAUGGACACCGCGGCAUGGUUGCUGCAGCACGUUGGAUCAGCAAGCACUGUACUCCUAAACUUCUUGAUGAAAUUCGUCGAUACCCCGAUUUCCAAAUCAAGAUCGUUGGGCACUCGCUUGGUGGUGGUACUGCUGCGCUUUUGACAUAUAUGCUUCGAGAGAUAAAGCAGUUCUCUUCAUGCACUUCUGCUUGUAUGUCAUUGGAGUUGGCAGAAUUCGGGAAGCCCUUUGUGACUUCCGUUGUAAAUGAUCAUGACAUGGUGCCUACAUUGUCAGCUUCUUCUGUUAAUGAUUUCAUCUUCGAGGGUCGGAUUAAGCGUAAGAAAUUCAUAAAUUCUAUUGGAUCUCGCUUUCCAUUUGCAUCUAGUGCAAAAAUCAUAGCAGAUCAUGCACUAUCCCGUGGCACUGAGGUUGUGAUGAAGAGUAAACAAAGAACUCGGUCACUAAUAACCUGGUCCCGACAUGAGAAUACUGUUGCAUUGACAAGUUCUAAAUCAGAAAAUUUGGCUGAAGCAUCUCGAAUAUCAGAGACAGUUCAUGAUGUAACUGAAGAGUCAACAAUCUCCGAGGUUACGAGUGAUGAGGAUGAGGGAUCUAAAUCCUCCAGUGAAGGAUCUGAUAAUGAUGACUUGGAUAAAGAAGAGGAGCAUAUCAUAGCUUCUACUCGCAACGUUACUGCUCCCACUUUCCCUGACGAUGAAUUGAAUCAAUAUUUGAAGGAGUUUCAACUAGAGGCACAGGAUGAUACCCCUAACAUUCACAGUGCCAAGGAGAAAGAAGUAGCCACAAAAAAAGGCAUCACAGAAGAAGAGAAGAAUGGUGAGGUUGUUCAUAGUGAAGAAAGUCGAGGUGGUGCAGUGGCAACAUCUGACAACUUGGGUAGACAUGCUCUAUAUCCACCAGGAAGGAUCUUGCAUAUUGUCCCUGCACCUUCCUCUGAAAAUUCUACAUCAAACCACUAUGAUGAUGAGGAUGAGAAGCAUGUCUUGUUGUAUGAAACGGGUAGAGAAUUGUAUGGAAAGCUCAGACUUUCAAGAAGGAUGAUACUAGAUCAUAUGACAAGCAACUAUUUGAAGGUGUUACAACAACUAAUCAAACAACUAGAGAAACAGAAGUCCCAGUACAAAGGAUCAUGA
Molecule: messenger RNA, 1698 nt
Organism: Sphenostylis stenocarpa
Lineage: Eukaryota; Viridiplantae; Streptophyta; Magnoliopsida; Fabales; Fabaceae
Source: the annotation of a GenBank genome assembly